AUGAUGAAUGUUUCAAAAUGCAGCAAAUGCUUAAAUGUCCCAGAUGAUAUCCUAAUGUUAACAUGUAGUCAUGAUUUAUGUUUACUGUGUGCAGCCAAGUCAUUUUCACAACAACCUUCCAAAAGAAGCAAAAAGGUAAAACAUCCUUUGAUUAUUGAACAGUUCUUUGUUUGCGACAUCUGUUCCUCCAAUACCGAAUUAGAUGCCAAUAGUGUUUACGAAUUAGAAAAACUACAUUUAACCACAGCUUUGUAAGAUAGAUCGAAUCGCAAACCUGCCUCAUAGUCUAAAUCCAAUAUAACAUCCGAGAAACAAUUGAAGCCUCGUUCGCAAAACAGACAGGAAAACAAAGAGAAUGCAAAAGAAAAACCCAUUAAAUACACUGCUCAAACUAUGGAGGCUAGAGUGUCUGUGCAUCAAUCUCAAAGGAACAUGAGUAAGUAACAGAGUGAAAAUUCCUUCAUCUAAAACUCAAGAGGAAUGUGUAUUGAUCACCCUGAAGAGGAAGUGUCUUACUAUUGUUUUGAUUGCAAUAGCAAAUGUAUUUGUCCAGAAUGUAUUAUCCAUGGAAUUCACAAGAAUCAUGAAGUCAAAACAAUCAAGAAAUCGUAUCCAAUUGUCAGGAAAUAGUUAGAAGACCAAUUGGAAUAAAAUAAUCAAUGUAUUAUCCAAGUAGAAAACCAAAAGCAGGAAUUAGAAAAGAAAUAGAUUUAAUAACAAGCCAUUUAAGAUCAUUUGAGGUUGUAAAUUGCUCAGGAAUUUUAAGCUUUACAUCAACUAUUGAAUAGUAAAUAAAGUGAACUAUUAGAAAAAGUAGACAAUUAACCCACUAUUAUGGAACAAUAGGAUGGAUAUAUUAACAGAUUAAAUGAGGUUGAAUUCAAGUUAUCAAAUUUUAAUGAGAAAAUUAAUGACGUGAUAGAUUCAAAAGAUGAAUGUGGAUUACUCAAUUAUUAUGGGUCAAUUUAUGGACAACCAACACCACAAAUACCUCCACUUCCUAAUAUUAAAGAAGUCCAACUAUCAAAUUAAAUAUUUACAUAAAUUAAUGAUGUUAAAAAGUUGAUCGGAGGUCUAGAUAUUGAUUGUAAUUAAUGA
Messenger RNA from Paramecium tetraurelia, 1098 nucleotides. RefSeq lists its product as uncharacterized. Gene Ontology annotation, molecular function: zinc ion binding. The transcript has 2 exons. NCBI's taxonomy places the organism in Eukaryota, Ciliophora, Oligohymenophorea, Peniculida, Parameciidae. The record is from RefSeq and is a predicted model, not a curated record.